GUGCGGCCAGGUCCCGAGCUCCAAGUCCGUCCUGCCAACGACCAUCGCUGCCAGGCGGGCGGGGAAGGAACUCCUGUGUCCCCGGUGGCUUGACGGCGGGAAGCUGGAGGGGUUCCGCCCAACGAAGUGGUAUCAUUGAGCAGCCGCCGCUACCAACACCGCCGACGGUCAAGUCGAAACCCCUCUCUCCACAAAGAGACCCCGAAUCUCCAAGCGGCGGCAAGGACAACAACAUAAGGCCGCCGAAACCACCGGCCCACACCGCCGGGAGUGAGUUUGCACCUCCGCCCGCGCCCCGUGAAAAGGCUCCGGUGCCUCCGGCGGCGCCACCUCCCGUCAGAGGCUUGGCGAUGCCAGUCGGGACGGGCGUUGCUUCCAAGGGAGAGGGUGGAGCAACCGCGUUAACGCCAUCGAUGAAGCCUGUCGUGACGAGGGUUCCCCCUCCUCCGACUACGCCCAAAGAUGGAUCGCCCGCUGGACGCCGGUCGCCGAGGGGAUCUGUGCCUCCACCACCUGUUCCCCCCCCAGCGGAAAGCUUGCCUGCGGCGGUGGAGGACUCGGACGUCUACAGCGGAGAUGAGCAUGGUGACGGUGGUAACACAAGCGGUGAUGACGAGGACGGAAUCGAUCUUGAGGCCGGAGUGGCGACGGGGUGAAACGAAUUUUCGCACACCGGCAAGUGUCGUGUGAGGGACAAAGAACAUGUUGUUGGUUUGUUCGUCGACACAUGACGUGAACAGCCGGCCUAUGCUGCGGAGGACGUGGGCAGAUGGAGAGACUUUCGAUCGAAACAGGAGAGGUGGAGAGAGCGAAAUAGGUAAAGGAGAGCGAGCGAGAGGGAGCGAGUGAGUGAAUGAGUUUGUAGAUAGAGAGGGAGAGAGAGACAGGGAGGGAAAGGUGAGAGAACUGUGAAUGAGAGCGAGAGCGAGAACACGUAAGG
Messenger RNA from Ectocarpus sp. CCAP 1310/34, 940 nucleotides. The record is from the annotation of a GenBank genome assembly. NCBI's taxonomy places the organism in Eukaryota, Phaeophyceae, Ectocarpales, Ectocarpaceae.